GUAAUAAAUACCCCUGCUGGCAUUUCGUAAACCCUCUUCUGAUCAAAACUUAGAAAGGGUUUAAGAAAGGAGAAGGGGUUUAGCAGCAUUACACCUCGAGGAACCUCUUCAAGGUUCUAACCAUGGCUUUCAUUAGUAAAGUGGGAAAUCUACUUAAGCAGAAUCUAAGCAGAUAUGCCAAGUCAGAAUUGUCAGCAUCCAGUCCUUCUAUUUUCCAAGCCAUAAGAUGCAUGUCAUCAUCAAAAGUCUUUGUUGGAGGCCUUUCAUAUAACACAGAUGACCAAAACUUGAGAGAAGCAUUCACCGCUUAUGGAGAGGUCAUUGAAGCGAGAGUGAUCAUGGACCGCGAAACAGGUAGAUCCCGAGGCUUUGGCUUUGUUAGUUACACAUCUACCGAGGAGGCUUCUAGUGCCAUUCAGGCUUUGGAUGGGCAGGAUCUUGAUGGCCGAAGGGUAAAAGUGAACUAUGCGACAGAUAGGGCAGGAGGGUUCCACAGUGGUGGAUAUGGAGGUGGAGGCGGUGGCUAUGGUGGUGGUGGCUAUGGUGGUGGAGGUGCAUAUGGUGGUGAUAACAGCUAUGAGAGUGGAGGGGGCAGCAGUUAUGGAGGCGGAGGCAGUGGUUAUGGUGGUGCUGGCAACUAUAGCAGUGGUAGGGAUUAUGGUGCCACAAGUGAUGGUGGAAGUGGCUUUGGUGGUAGAAAUGUUGCUGGGUUUGGAGGCAGCGCCAAUGGUGGAAGCUAUGGUGGUGGUGGUGGUGGUGGUAGUGAUAAUUUUGUUAGUCGUGCUUCCUCUAUGGGUGGAGAUGGUAGCCAUGCAACUGGCUCUUAUGGUGGCAGCUCAGGUAUGGCUUUUGGUUAUGAUCAGUAUGGUAGCAAUCCAGGCAACAAUGCAGGUGCUGCAAAGGGUUCUGUGCAGGACUAUCCAGAAGGGAAUUACAUGGACAACGAUGAGCCCCGUCAUUAUGCUAACAAGAGCGGCUGAUGGAUUGAACAUCCUCAGACCUCCACUAAUGGGAAAUUUC
This is a messenger RNA of Telopea speciosissima, 1020 nucleotides long. RefSeq names its product glycine-rich RNA-binding protein blt801-like. The transcript has 6 exons. Gene Ontology annotation, molecular function: RNA binding. The record is from RefSeq and is a predicted model, not a curated record. Bases 123 to 980 code for a protein of 285 amino acids. Lineage: Eukaryota; Viridiplantae; Streptophyta; Magnoliopsida; Proteales; Proteaceae.